UAUUUACAGGAUAGGCAAUUAUCGAAUAGUUUGACUCCCAGCCCUUUGGAUACUCUACGCUUUCCAUUAGAACAACAACUAUUAGAUAUUAUGCGAGGUACAGCUGAAAAUCAAGAUCAUUACAAAGGUUUUAUAAAUUAUAAUCCAAAUAAUUUACAUUCCAUGGCACAGUUGCCUGGAUCUUCCUUGGAGUUCAGUAUUCAGAAAUGUAAUGGCAACAAGAAAUGCUCCAGAGGAAAGUCUCCGUUUUUUACAACACUGGAUGAAAAUCAUUUAAUUGAUGAUGGACAUCUCGACCAGAUAGUACCUUCUCUGAAUUCAUCUUUACAUUGUUCUCCAAAAUCACAAGCAGGAUCUGAAGCUGGAGAACGUUACUCUCGAAAAGUAUUUGUAGGUGGUCUCCCUCCUGAUAUUGAUGAAGGUAGUUUGAAUUUUGUACAAAUUCGACCUUGGAGAUUAAGUGAUGCAGAUUUUGUAUUAGAUGCCUCCAUGCCUCUAGAUCCUCGCAAAACAGUAUUUGUUGGUGGUGUGCCAAGACCUCUUAAAGCAGUGGAAUUGGCAAUGAUCAUGGAUAGAUUAUAUGGUGGUGUAUGCUAUGCUGGUAUUGAUACUGACCCUGAGUUAAAAUAUCCAAAAGGAGCAGGUCGAGUGGCAUUUUCAAAUCAACAAAGCUACAUAGCAGCCAUCAGUGCUAGAUUUGUGCAAUUGCAACAUGGUGAUAUUGAAAAAAGGGUUGAAGUUAAACCUUAUGUUCUUGAUGAUCAAAUGUGUGAUGAAUGUCAAGGAGCUCGAUGUGGUGGAAAAUUUGCUCCAUUUUUUUGUGCAAAUGUUACUUGUUUACAGUAUUACUGUGAACAUUGCUGGGCAACCAUCCAUUCAAGACCUGGAAGAGAAUUUCAUAAACCACUAGUCAAAGAAGGAGCUGAUAGACCAAGAGCUGUACCUUUUCGUUGGUGUUAGAGGAUAUCUAAAUAUUGCCAAGCAUUUUUCUUUUUAUUAUUUAAUAUCCACUUAAUUGUUUCCUAAUCACUGCUUAUAGGCAACUAUCAGCAAUUCAGUAUCCACUAAAUAAUUGUUUAUACAAUUUCUUGUUAGUUACUUAACACCUAUCAUCAAGAAGAUUGUCCUUCAUAAAGCCAUGCAUAGUAGUAUGGUACAGCAUCUGAAUCUACAUUAACUAACACAAAAAAAAAAUCUACUUUAUUGUUUUCAAAAACAUUGGACUCUUCAAUUUUGAUAGGAGUAUACUAUGAAUAUGAAUGUGCAUGCAUCUCCCUGUCAACAAAAGUUGGCAUUUUUGUGAUUAAUUUUAGCAUGCUUCGUCAUCCUCACCUUGAGCAAUAAUUCAAGCCUUACCUUUUAGAUACAAUUUUUUUUACUCCAAUCCUCUUUAAUAUCAAAAGUAAUCUUUUAAAAUAAGGACAAUGAGAGAUGUGUUCAUUUUUCCCUUUAACCAUCUAAUGAAAUUUAUAUUCUUAUGUGAAUAACUUUGUCAUAAAAUCCAUUGCAGCUGCAAAUAAUUGACUGUUAAAACAACUAUAUGCAGCAUAUGAAAUAUGAACAUUAUAGCCAGUUAUGGGCUUUCAACUAUGGCACUAUUUCCUUAUGGAAUAUAAGUGCUAUCAGCAAAAUCUGUCUUUCAGAUUCCAAAGUGAGAAUAUUUUAUUGUGUGCACUUAGUUUAAUGUUUUUUUCUAAAACUUUUGUACCAUAAAUUUUAUUAUUGUGUCCUCAUAUUUUAAUAACAAAUUUCCAUCAGAUUGUUAUAUUAUAAUUGCUGCUGUAUAGGUUUUAUAAAUUAAUUUGAAGCCAAAUACAUUAGAUAAUAUUUAAGAUUAUAUAACAUACCCAUAUUUCUGGAGAUUUUCUCCAUAUGUUCCUGUAUUGUUCCUCUCUUUCAUAGAUAUAUGUCAUUUAUAUCCAUUAAUAUUCUGUCUAUCUGCUCAAAUUGGAAAAAUUUAUAAAAUUAUUUUAGUUUUGAAUCCAAUUUGAUAUCUUCUGAACAGAUUCUAUCAUAAACAUACCUCAGUUAUUAAAUUGCCAAAUUUCCAGACUCAUAAGUAAUUACCAAUUAGGCAAGUGCAGAUUAUAUGUGCAAUUAUUCAGCUGUGAUGUGUAAAAUUAGGUGGAUCAAAACUACCUGCAUGUUAUCAUAGAAACUAAAACCAAAAAUGCUUUCAACAUUGUCAAUAAAAUAGCCUACAGAAGAUUCUCUCCUAGUAUCAGAAUGAAAUAGUCUUAUUUAAAUAUCUCAGGCAUUUCUAGGAUAAUUUGAUGUGGGCUGUGUAGUAAAAAUUUUGAAAUUUGUGGAUAGUUUCAAAUAUAACUUAUAUAUAUUAUAUAUAUACUUAUAUAGUAUGUAUUUAUCUCAAAAAACCAAAGAUAAAUUAACUAGACAAUAAUUCUUCAGGUUUUUUCCUUCUAUAUUUUGUAGGGGUAGGGACAAUCAAAUUUUUUUUAUAUGUUAUCAAAUGGGAAAAAAAUUCUAGUCAGAGAUUUGUCAUGGUUCCCAAACCAUUGCACUGAUAAAAAAUUUUGUAGGUAAAAAUGUUAAAUAUCAUUUUUGUAAUAUUGUCCUUUUUUUGUAAAAGAGCUUUAAUGUUUAUGCUGUUAAAAGGGAGACUCCAAUUUUUGUGCCAUUUAGGAUUGCUAUUAAUGCAUCAAGUCCUUAUAAAGGGCAAAUUCCAUUUAGUUUUAUCAUAUGUUUUUAGAUAUAUAAUAUAUUUUUAUAUAUAUAUCUAUAUGUAUAUUGUAUAUGUACAUGCAUAAAUAAAUACAUGUA
Centruroides sculpturatus (bark scorpion) is the source of this 2781-nucleotide messenger RNA. RefSeq names its product cytoplasmic polyadenylation element-binding protein 4-like. NCBI's taxonomy places the organism in Eukaryota, Metazoa, Arthropoda, Arachnida, Scorpiones, Buthidae. The transcript is spliced from 7 exons. The record is from RefSeq and is a predicted model, not a curated record. Gene Ontology annotation, molecular function: mRNA 3'-UTR binding; mRNA regulatory element binding translation repressor activity; translation factor activity, RNA binding. Bases 91 to 960 code for a protein of 289 amino acids. Gene Ontology annotation, cellular component: nucleus; cytoplasm; neuron projection. Gene Ontology annotation, biological process: negative regulation of cytoplasmic translation.